ACAAGUAAAAAAUAAGCAAAAGUCUGGUGUUGCGAAGAAAAUUAUGAUAUACAAAUUAAAAUUUACUUUCUAAUAUAUAUAGGAUUUUGUUUUGUAGGUUUAAGAAGUGAGGAGACUAACGCAUAGCUUUUGAACGCUGUAACAUGUAAAAAUAUGCAUUUCAAGAUGUCGUAAUUAAGUAGGAUAUGGAUGCUGCAUCAGAACUUAAAAUUAAUCCGACAACAAAAAAUUUAAUAACAUUGUAAAAUAGAUUUGUAUAAUAAUCAACACUUCAUAUACCUACAUCAUAUAUCUUAAAUCACGUCAGUGCACAAUAACAAAAACUAUCAUAAAAAACAUAAUAAAGCAUAAUAAUUUCUGUAAAAAAAUACAUAAAAAUAAAGAAAAAAAUGACCGAGAAAGAAAUGCAAGCACACGAUUUCGUGCGGCGGCGUAACUGGUCGCGUGCCGUUUCGCUCUACGACCAAAUUUUAGCGCAAAUCUCGGCAGCUGCUGCCGCCGCCACAAUCGCCUCCGCCAAUGGCAACAACACCGCGGGUAGUAACAAUAAUGCAGCAUUGGCGCGUUCUCAAAAAGAUCGGCAAAUUGCCUGUCUAUUGGGCCGUUGCGAAUGCAUGCUAGAGCUGAACCGCUAUGAGCAGUGCCUCUCUGAUGCGCGCAAAGUGCUGGCACUGCUUGCUGAUCAGUCGGCGGAUUGCUUGGCAAGUGUAUCACGUGCGCGCCGUUGGCUCGUACAUGCGCUAUGCAAGCUGAAAAAAUACAAUGAAGCUGAGCAACUGCUGCGCGAGUGGAUCGGCGAAUUGAGCGGCCAACAAAGUUUUUUAGAUAUUUCCAAAACACUGGAACGAUACAAAUCGAUCAUUCAAAUGAUUAACGGGCACAAGUCCACACAGAAGAUCUCACAAUCGCGUCUUGAAGACGAAAUGUCCAUAUUGGAUACAAAACUUGAUCAUUGGGCUACUAAUAAUCUGCCUUUGGACAAGUAUAGCAAGUUGCUGAGUAACAAAGGACUGAAGAAGACGCGUGAGGGUGGCAGCGAACGCGGUGGCGGUGAUGGUCGUGGUAACGGUGGCAAUAACUCUAAUAAUAUUGGAGGCCCUGGUCAACAUAAUGGCUCUCUAGGUAGCGGUGGUGGCAGCAGUAGUAUAAGUAGUAGUAGCAGUAGUGGAAGUGGCAGUUCUACAACGAUACUGCAAAAGACAACCGAUCUGUUGGCCGCGAUAAAAGUGACUGGCGGCAAGCAUGGCAUACCAAAUAUAGGUGUAGCCGCCGAAGAGAAUGACAAUGCCACUUACUGUUCCUACUGUGCUAUUAGUUUUGAAACACGUAAUGAAUUGCGGCAACAUUGCCAAACUGAACGCCAUCAGAAUGUCAUCAUGUCGUACGAGGGACGCGAUUGGAAGUGGAGGCCACCACCUCGCGGCUACACAUUGGAUUCAUACAGCUUGUGCGAGGCGUACCAAGAAUCACAGACGUGCCAUUAUGGCAAUCAAUGUGUUGAAGCGCACGGACAGGACGAACUAAAUGAGUGGAAAGAACGCUUCGAGUAUAGGCGUAUGCGUCUGCAGAAAGCCAGUGAAAAGGAGCUCUAUGGCAAGUCGUAUACAGAACAAAUAUUAGACCGGUGGAUACAAGCUACGGCACCCGAGCGCAUAAUGUGUGAGAAAGUAGAUGGCGUGGAAGUACGUUGCGAACAAGAAUUGGUAACGAGCAUCAGUUCGAAAAGCUCGAAACGUGAAUGGAUUUUUGUGUUGAAGUCAUCUCGCGUAUUGCGGGCCGUUGCAUUGUUGCAAGAUGCACAUCGCAAUCAUUUCGCCAUCACAGGCAUUAAAGUGGACAGUGCGGCGACUAUUUUCGAUCUAAAAUCUAAUCAAGAAUGGGUAUCUGCAACUCAUAAGGUGUCGCCAGGUGGAAAAGAUUCAAUGAAACCAGGAGGAGAGUUCAACGAUACAACGCUGUCGGGGCAUAUCAAUGCGACAACUGAUGUGCAAACCUCAAUGCUGGAACACAAAGUGACUAUAGAAUUCCACACAGAUAUCUAUGGUACUUUUCGCCAAACGGUAUGCUUUGACUUGGGCACCGAGCCAUUGCUUGUGCAACAACUUUGUGUCGAUGUAGUACCCGUUGGUGAUGCCGAGCGGAUUGAGGAGAUAAAACGCGACAUCAUCAACAGUUCGGUAACACGUUGGGAUAUAUCCAAUACGAAUUUAGUAAAAUUCGAGACCACCAUUGGUACACAUCUGAAGACUGAAGCCUAUUUGAAUGAUCUGAAGCACGAAAAAGAGAUGCUCGAACGGUAUCCUUGCCCACGCGCGCAAACAUUCACGUUGACGCAGUCUACUAUUGUUGAGAAGCGUCUCACUCAGCAUAACUAUCGAUCUCGCAUACAUGAAUUACUGUAUGUGGAAGAGAUUGCACGUUACGAGCAAAUUGCGCGCUACAACGUGCGCACAAAACUGACUGUGACAUCCAAUUAUAUACUGACGCCAGCGGGCAUGGCCACUAGCACAGCUAAAUUUUCACUUACGGGUGAAUUAUUUGCAUUAAUGCGGCUGGGUAAAGACAUUUCGGAAGAUACAUCAGCUGGACGUUUGAUACUGUCAAAUUGCUCUAGCGUUUAUAUAAGUGCUCCCGAAGAACUGCACGUACUAAAGGAUCGGAAACGCAAUGUUUAUGAGGCCACCAUCGAAGAUAAGGGCAAGAAUGUGAUCUAUCUAAAACUAUCCGCCAAAUGUGUGGAUGGCAUGAAUUUGAAGGCUGACACCGAAAUCGAAGUAGACAUACAAUUUCAACUGAAUCGCUUGCCGUACUGUGAAUGGCACAAUGCAGUUGAUAAAAUAACUGAUUUCAAGAUAAUAUUUCCUGCCACAGAAAUUGAACCGAACAUACCGUGGACACCAAAAAAGCAGUGGUCGGAUGCUUGUGAGCCAAAGUUAAAUGCGAAACAACGCGAGGCCGUUAAUGCCAUCACUACAUCUCUAAGCAUUAAACUGCCGCCCAUUUUACUGAUCGGUCCAUUUGGCACUGGUAAAACAUAUACGCUUGCGCAAGCGAUAAAGCAGCUUUUAACGCAACCUGAAGCAAAGAUUUUAAUAUGUACGCACUCGAAUUCAGCGGCUGACUUGUAUAUUAAAGAAUAUUUGCAUCCGUGGAUUGAACAGGGCUUAGAGGAGGCAACACCUUUGCGUGUGUACUACCACAAACGUUGGGUUGCUACCGUAAACAGCGUGGUGCAGAAGUACUGCAUAACGGACGGCGCCGGUAAUUUUCGUCGGCCCUCUGUGGAGGAUAUCAAAAAACAUCGAAUAGUUGUAGUAACUCUCAGUAUAUCCAUGGAACUUGCCAAUCUCGGCCUACCCAAAGGCUACUUCACACACAUCUUUCUCGACGAAGCCGCACAGGCUAUGGAAUGCGAGGCCAUCAUGCCUUUAGCGCUGGCUAACGACAGCACACGCAUUGUCUUGGCCGGUGAUCACAUGCAAAUGAGCCCUGAACUAUUCUCUGCCUUUGCAAAGGAGCGCAAGCUGCAUAUUUCGCUGCUCGAACGUCUAUACGAUCAUUAUCCCUCAAAUUUUCCAUGCAAAAUAUUGCUUUGUGAGAACUAUCGCGCCCAUGAAGCCAUUAUUAAAUUUACAUCUGAACUGUUUUACGAACAAAAACUAAUCGCUUCCGGCAAGCAACCACGUCACGAGCGUUUCUAUCCGCUGACGUUUUUCACCACGCGGGGUGAAGAUGUCCAGGAUAAGAAUUCAACAGCAUUUUACAACAACGCUGAGGUGUAUGAGGUAGUAGAACGCGUGUCGGAGCUUCGUCGCAAAUGGCCCAUCGCUUGGGGUAAGGUAAACGAUGCCAGCAUCGGUAUAAUGACGCCCUACGCCGACCAGGUGUUUCGCAUACGUUCAGAGCUGCGCAAGCGCCGCAUGGGCGGCAUAUCUGUGGAACGAGUACUCAACGUGCAGGGCAAACAAUUUCGCGCUGUCUUCCUUUCUACUGUGCGUACGCGCGCCACUUGCUUGCCGCAAAUGAUGAACGCCCUUGUCGGACCUGCCGGCAUGCAUCCAGGCAUGGGCGGCGGUCCCAUGAGCGCGCUGGGUAGCGUGCCUGCAGAAGAUACGGACUUCGGUUUCCUAAGCAACUCCAAGCUGCUAAAUACUGCGAUUACACGCGCACAGAGUUUGGUCGCUGUGGUUGGCGAUCCAGUGGCGCUCUGUUCGAUCGGGCGCUGUCGCAAGGUAUGGGAGCGAUUUAUCGAAAUAUGUGACGAGAACAAAUCGUUAUUUGGCAUCACGUGGUCGUACUUGCGCUCGCAAUUGGACGGUGUAGAAUUGAAGCGCGGUUAUGUGUUGAAUCCGCUAGCGCCCGAAUUUAUACCGCGCGCCAUGCAACCUGAAGCGUAUUUGCGCGAUCAAACAGCCAUGUACUUGAUGGGUGCUGCGGCUGCUAACGCUAGCAAUCAUCACGGUGCACCACAUCCCGGAGCGGGUCCCCAUCAUCCAGGAGGUCCAUUGCCGCCACACGCUGCCGGUAUGUUGGCCGCUGCGGCUGCGGCAGGCGCUGGCGGCGGCCCAGGUGGUACGCAAAUGCAACCGCAUCACGCCGCCAUGGCCGCCGCCGCCAACCAUCAACAACAAAUGCAAAUGCAGAUGUACGCGCAGCAUCCUGCCGCUGCAGCAGCCUACAACGCAGCCGCAGCCGCGGCAGUCAUGAUGAAUCAGAGCAUGGCCGCUGGAAAAGGUGGUGCUAGUGGACAUCAUUUCCCUGGCCCCGGACACGGACCGAACCACAUGAAUAUGCGCGCGAUGGGACCACAUCAGCCAGGUGGCCCUCAGCAACAACCAGGGCCGCCGCCUUCGGGACCGCUGGGACAGCAGUAUAAUAUGCGUGGGCCCCCGCCGCCACCAUCUGCCGUGCAUUUACCACAACCGCCACCACCCGGUACCACUGGUCCGCCGUCACAAUUCGCCGCACAGUACAUGCCGUGGCAACAAGCACAACAACUUCGUGGUGGCCCACCAGGCAGCGGUGGUACAGGAGGUAACUAUCCACCACCGGGUGCACAGCAGCAAGGACCUCCACAAUCACAAAAUCCGAACGCUAGUCUGUGGGGACCGCCACCGCAGUCGAAUCCGUGGAGCGCGCUGCCUAACAAGCAAGCACAGAUGCCGCCACAACCGCCGCCAAACAGUAUUGGUGCCGGCGGAGGAGCACGUCAAAUGGGGCCACCGCCACCUAAUUCACAGCAACAACAGCAGUCGGGCGCGGGAAUGCGUGGCGGUAGCGUGCCACUACAACCACCACCGCCUAACGCGCAACAGCUACGGGCCAACUCGAAUGACAUGGGUUAUUUGACGAAGAAGGGUUAUGGGCCGCAUGGCGCACCGAUUGGACCACAGCAGCAGCCGCCACCACCGCAUGGCUCUUUUGGAGCGUACGUUGGUGGCAACGCGCCACCUCCACCGCCCAGCCAAUUACAAUUGUUGAAUCAACGCAAUUUGGGCGGAGGCAUGCCAAAUGGGCCCAUAAGUCCACUUGAUCCAUAUAUGCAGCGAGGACAGGGAGGGGGCAGCGCUCAGGCCGGUGCACCGCAAUCAUCAACAAACUUCUUUGGUGGAGCUGGCGGUGUGAAUAACAUCUCUGCUCUGGGUAAGGAUAGCAAAGACUUCCAGUUUCUUAACAAUGUGCAUAUGCCGCAACUGAAUUUAGGCGGCAGCGGCGGUGGCGGCAGCAGUGCUGGCGCCAAUAAUCUUUUCCAACCUCCGGGCGCUUUGCAGCCACCGGCGCCAGGCAACAACAAACAGCAAUCGCCUUCAGCGCCGCGCUUCCCCCAACCGCAGGAGUAUGCAGCGCUACUGCCACCAAAUAUGAGCAUAUAUGACAUGGCAUUCGAGCCGAAGGAAUCGCAAUACAAGUGGUGCCUCAAGUUGCUCGAAACACACGGCCAAGAAGCGGUCAACAAAUUCACCGAGGGUCUGGGACAAGUCUUGAAUAUGCUCAACCAACAACAACAGCAACAACAGCAUGCCCAACAACUAAACGCACGUGGCCCACAAAUGCAGCCACCACCACCGCCGCCACAUCUGAAUGUCAACCAACUAUUGCCGCGGGACCUAAUGCAGCAAUAUAUGCUGCCCGCUUUGAUGGGGGGUGGCAAUAGCGGUGUGGGACCGCAGCCACCUAUGCAACAGCAGCAACAACAACAACAUCAGCAGCAGCAACGCAACAGCCUAAUAGGUAGCGGCAUGCAUCACACAUACCCCAUGAACCCGUUGGCGGCCGCUGCUUUGAGCAACCAGCAAGGACCACAACAGCAGCCACCGCCGCCACCUUCUUUACUUCCGCCGCCCACAGACGAGACACCGCCUCUGGAUGGCAUAAAUUUCAAUCAGCAAAUUGAUUUGGCCUUUAACACACUGUUGAAUGGGAACAACGCACAGCCAAUAUUGCGCAAUCUCUUCAGCAACACUAGCAGUCGCGGUACAAACGCCAACAGUCUAAUGAAUGGUGGUGAUUUUCUGCUACCGUCCAGCACGUCGACAUCUUCAUUGGUCAGCACCAGCACUUCGGCAUCUGGCGGUGGAUUGAGUGGCGGUCUUGAGCCGCCUGCACAGCAACAGCAAAUGAAGCUGUUCCCUGGCUUAGGUGGUGGCGGCGGCGGCAGCGGCGUUGGUGAUUUGGGCGGUGGAAACAUUUUGGUUUCGGCAUUACAGCAGCCGUUGUUAAACAGCAUGCAAAAGGGGCCGUUGUUUGCGCCCAUGCCACAUCAGCAGCAGCAACAACAACAGCACAUGCAUAGCCAGCCGCCGACACAGCAACAACAGCCCCCAGUUGGUGGUAGUUUCUUGGGAGGAAAUUCCUUGUUAAAUAGCAAAGACUACUUGCUGGGCGGCGAUGACAGCCUAUUGAGUGGUGGCUCAAGUGUGCCACUGUACCGACGUCAGGCAAUGGGCAACGGCAGUUUGAACAACACUUUGAGUAACAGCAUUAGUAUGAGUGGCAACAGCGCUGGCGGGAAUAGUCACAGCCACAGCCACAACAGCAAUCACAGCAACUACAAUAGUGUGAGUGGCCACAGUGGCACAGGUGGUGGAAGCAAUGUAAGCGGCCAUCUUUUGCCACCACCUGACAACAUACUUACCGGAGGCACUACUGACAUACUGGCCGGGUUGAAUACAAGUGCAAGCAAUCUGAUCGAAGCGCUAUUCCAAACAAACUCCACAACAAGUUCUGCCCCCAGCUCGGUAUCGAAUAACACAAUUACAACGACAACUGGGCUAGAGCAGCAGCAACAACAACAGCAGCAGCAAUCAAGCGGAGGCAGCAACAGCAGCUCAUUUCAGAAGAUGUUUAACAGCUAUGACAUUUACGGCUCGUCCGCAGCGACGGCGAAAAAAUAUGAAUUGGAUUUGUUCAUGCGCGAUCAUCAAUUGGGAGUUGGUGCAGGUGGUAGCGGUGGCAGUGGCGUUGGCGGAGUCGGCACUGGUGGCAAUGUUAGCGGUGGUAAUAGUGGCGGUGGUGAUGCACCACUUACCAAUAAUCAUCACACGCAUUACCACAAUAACAAUGCCGAUAAUCGCAAUAGCACCACUUAUGCAGCAGUGCUAAGCCAGGGUCAACAUCACCAACAACAGCAACAGCAGCAACAACAUCAUCAGCAACAGCACCAUCAUCAGCAGCAGCAGCAACAACAGCAUCACGCAGUACAGCAACAACAACAUCACAACAAUUUCCAUCAUCAUCAUCCAUCACAUCAAGCUGAACCGCCCACUAGUGGCGUGUCAUCUGCCGCGUCUGGUGGUGGUGGUGUGGCUGCCGGCAGUGGUGGAAACGCUGGCAGUGGCGGUGGUGGCAUUGAAGUAGAAAAGGACCUCUUUGCAGCCAUACGCGAACUAGGUCAAGGCACGAAUGGAUUCUAUAAUUAUUUUCAAUAAGUCGACAUUUGCGGCUAGCUGUUGCUGAACCGUUCCGCCGAGUUUAUAUUUUCAUAUUUUCUCUGGUAAUAGCGAUGAUUUGUUGAAUUGUUGCGUACAAGUUCAACACUGCUUCGUUUAUAUGCCGUAAGCAUAAACGAUAUUCGCUGCACAGCGUCAGCGAUAUAAUGUAUGAGCGUUGAGGGUACGAUGCGCGUUGUGAUGCAAAUGUUUUGCUGGUGCGCAGUCAGUGUGGUGGGUGGUUUAAUUUUUCUUUUAUCACAAUUAAAACAUAUAAAUAUCUCAUUCUUCUCCACCAUUUACAUUAAAAUAAUUUUCCAUUUAGAUAACUUUACCAUUUUGCUUAGUUGCCAACAUAUGUAAGUAAUUUCCAGCUACAGUACAAUAUUCCACCAGUCUUCUCUCAUAUUGUUCCCAAGUUAUAUCUGCUCAUUUUUUAUAUGCAUAACGCACCUUACUCGUCUUCCUUCCAUCUCAGAGCAAUUUCGCUAUUAGUUAUCAUUGUAUAUGUAUUUUUAUUAGUAAUUUUAAGUUUAGUUUAUCGUUUUUCAAUGAAUGCGAGUAUUAAGUUUAUUAUUUAGUUUAAUUGUAAAGCCUAAGGCGAGGAGGGCAUGAAAAAGAGAUUAGAAGUUGCCGUUAUGUUUUUCUUAUUUUUGUUUUCGUGGGAAUCUCACGCGGAGGAAAUGUAUUUAAAAGAAAUAAAAUAAAAAAAAAAUCAAAUUAAAAAUUAUUACUAACCGUGCAUUUCUUUUCAAAAACCCGCAGAUACAUCUACGUAAGGGAACGACUUUUUUUUUUUAAAUACUAGCACUUUUUUGUGCGUAUUGAAACUUCUUUUGCCCCUUUUUCAACUUACCACCAAUCUUUAUGGUGGAGAGCCAUUAUCGACCUCAAUCACUGAAUUGUCUGACUCCUGUGCAUAUUUUGUAAACACGCGCUCGCCGCCCUUAAUAUCUAAUAAUACCUAGUUUGUAGUUUAAAAUAUUGCAUAUUACGUAUAUUAUAUACUUGAAAGAAUAAUAGCAACAAAAAAAAAAGAAAAUGAAAAAAAAAACAGUUGAAUUGUAGCAACGUAUGGAAAUUUUUUAAAGUAGCGCUGAGAGAAUCGAGGUUAGCGGAAGUUGGUCAAUGGCUGAUGAGCUUUUGUACAGCGACAAUUCUCGCUUUGCCCUCUUUUUGU
This is a messenger RNA of Rhagoletis pomonella (apple maggot), 9108 nucleotides long. Its product is annotated as probable helicase with zinc finger domain. The record is from RefSeq and is a predicted model, not a curated record. Lineage: Eukaryota; Metazoa; Arthropoda; Insecta; Diptera; Tephritidae. Gene Ontology annotation, molecular function: zinc ion binding; ATP hydrolysis activity; helicase activity.